Molecule: messenger RNA, 1056 nt
Organism: Limulus polyphemus (Atlantic horseshoe crab)
Lineage: Eukaryota; Metazoa; Arthropoda; Merostomata; Xiphosura; Limulidae
Product: ecdysone-induced protein 75B, isoforms C/D-like
Exons: 1
Coding region: 1-1056 (351 amino acids)
Source: RefSeq, a predicted model, not a curated record
AUGAAGAGGGUCGAUUCACCUAGUGAUUCUGGUAUUGAGAGUGGUAGAGAACACGCCACAAACAACACCCCCAAUACGUCUGUGUGCUCUAGUCCAAGGUCGCUGGAGGAAAAGAUGAAGGAUAUCACUGAAUGUGAAGAGAAGAAUGAAACGGUUGAAGAAAUGUCUGUUCUGAAGAGAGCUCUUCAAGCUCCACCGUUAGUCAACUCCAACAUGAUGAUGGAAGAUGCUUAUCGGCACCACAAAAAGUUCAGAGCCAUGAGGAGAGAACCAGAAGGUCCACCAUCCAGCAGGUCAUUAGGAACCCCUCACUCCAACGUUUCUCUUGCUAGUACCCACAGUGUCUUGGUGAAGACUUUGGAACGAGCUCCACGGUUUCUGGAUGCACAACAGGUAAAAAGAACGGACCUUAUUCACAACAUCAUAAUGAGAACGGAGAACAUACCCCCAGCAGUAGCAUUAAUGGCACCAACCACGACUAUGGCUACUAGCGCUACACCUAUCAUGGCAACUGGUACCUCCGUUUCACCAAGGUCAUCAGUGAAAAUGGUAUUUCCAUAUAAUAUCGAUACUAGUAGUCAUGUUACAGUACCCAAUACAUUUGUAUCUGCAGGUUCUGGUCAUGCAGACAAGAGUGUUAUGGUCUGCCCACCUGGAUAUUAUUUGCCUCUGGAGGAAGUCAAUGCAUAUUCUUCCACCUCAUGGCCAAUGUCGGUCGCAUCUAGCAAUAUUAGGACACUAGACGGAGAAAGGACCAAUAUACUGUCCACUGCAAUGACCCAGGUCCCGAAUGCAAGUGUGGUCACCUCACAACAACAUCCAGCGUCAGCUACGAGUGUAAUAACCGGUUCAGUCCAUUCCGACCAUCGAAUGUUCGUAGAACCCCAUUCUCCAGGAGUUUCUUCUACCCUAGUCAUCUCUCCUGGACUUCCCAGUUCGUAUAUUGCAUUAAACACUUCCGUGGUUCAGAAGGGAGACGAACUCUUUGAAACUCCCCUGAAUUUAUCUAAAAAAUCCCCACUUCCGCAACCCACUGUACUAAGAAUGCAUACAUGA